CUAACACACAAGCCACAAACGGAUUCAGCCAAUCGCUAACACUGGAGCAUCGUGAGAACUGUGAGUGACAGCCCGGAUAUGACGUCAUCGUCACCGUGAUACGCAACAUGUGGUUGACAAUGGGCACUGAUUGGUCGAGGCGACAGCCACGAAAGUGUUCCGCAUGGAGUUCUUAUUCAUAAACACUAGUCACAGUGUGGCGCUGCAGCACUCAGCCUAACGACGCACUACUUUCCCCGGCGGAAGAUGAUCACCGUAGCAGCUGAAUAACUUCCCUGAUGAGAGAUUUGUGCUUAUAACAUUCAUUUGUGGAGUUAGCUCUUCUUAACUCACACGUACAAGGAUAACCCGUGCUUUAACUGAUUAUCAACAAAUUCAAGAUGGCUUCCAGUUCGUCCAUGAUCUUCUCGGAUACGACACCUUUCGGUGUCGACAACACGACAACGGAAGUGACGUCAUCAGUAAACAUCAGCGAUGAGGAGAAGAACCGUUAUCUAUCCCACCUUGACGACACGACGUUUCCCUUGAUGAUACCAGCCGUAGUAUAUCUGGCCAUCCUGAUGCUUCUGGGUAUUUUCGGAAAUAUUCUUGUGCUGAUCGUGUACCUUAAGAAAUUCAAACCAAGCCCGACCCGUGUGUUUGUGGUGUGUCUGGCUGUGUUUGACCUCAUGACUUGCAUCAUUUCACUCCCAGGGGAGAUCCUGGACUUGAGGUUUACCCAUACGUUCGACUACCCAAACCUAUGUAGAAUUCUACGUUUCAACAACACAUUCUCCGUGGUGUCCUCAGGAUUCACGCUCAUAGCUGUUGCUAUCGACAGAUACAGGAAGAUAUGUCGGCCUUUGAACAAGCAGAUCACCAUCAGAGUCGCGCGCACCAUGGUAGGGAUCGCUGUGUCCGUAUCACUAGUCCUCACCAUCCCGACAGUGAUAGUCAACGGCAAAAUCACUGUCAUAACAGACAGAGAGGGAAUAACUGGUUUCGACUGUUCCUUUGACGAUAGGUGGCACGAUACUCUGUUCCCCUUGGUCUAUACUGGAGUCUUGUUCCUUACCUUCUUCGGUUCUCUGUGUGUCCUGGUGAUUAUGUACAUCCUCAUUGGUAGGACUGUUUUUAUUCAUCGGAAGUUCAAAUUCCGCCCCGCAACGGACAACAAAAACCAGUCUCCUCAGAAUUCGACGUCCGAAACUGAGCUGUCGUCUGGAGAUGGUAAGGAGCGGAAUGGGAAGCGGUACCUCCUCGGCAAUGGGAAGAGCUCAGAUCAGGGUAAAGGGACCAGGAUUGCUUGGAUCUCGCCCCGAAAAACAACGCCACCUACCGUCAACGGGUCAAAUUCGAACAAGGUGAAGGUCGGCGUUGACGGGUCGUCCGAGACAAGUCAUACCAAUCUGAAUGACACCCCCGGGAAACCGAAGACAGUUAUUUUCACCCGCAGAGCUGAGCAACCAUCCAAUGGUGUGAAACUGACCAAUUUUGUUAAAUUCGACGGGAAAAGAAAACACAGUGCCGCGAAACCAGAAGGAAAGUCAGGGCCGAAAGCUUCAAAGACAACGCUUAUGUUGUUCAUCAUCACAGCUGUGUUCAUCAUCAGCUUCUUACCUCAUCUGAUCCUGAUGAUAACUCGUGGCUUCAAAUCCGACUUUCUGGAGUCUUUACAUGGAGCAGGGGUCAUGGUGUAUAAUGUAUUCCUACGCUCAUACUUCAUGAACAGUGCAGCAAACUGCAUAGUAUACAGUUUUUGCAACGUCAAAUUCAGAAAUGAGUGCAAGAAACUAAUCGUCCCUUGUUUGUCGUUUAGGAAAAAAUGACUAAGAAACAAUUCAUCCGACUUUAAAUGAAAGACAUGUGAUGAAACCAAAGUACAUGGACAGAACAGUCUUUAAACGUAAUGGCUGCACAAAAUACAUGGUCAAUCAUCGGUUGUCAGAUUGUGAUAUUUAUGUAUCUAUAUAAUGAAACUGUGAAACUGAAUAUGUUCUAUGUUGUCUACAUGAACCAACCACCGUGAAAGCUUCGCGCCAAUUUGUAAAUAAUCACCACUUGGCAAUUUGUUGAUGGAUGACGUCACAACGAUCAACAAGGAGGCAUGACUAAUGAGAACGUCGGCCAUUAAUGACAUAUUAUGUGUAAAAUAAAUUGUUUACACGGACUUGAUAAAACUCCACAUCACUUGUGACCCACGUGGUGUUCGCGUGCUGCUGUUAAACACCUGUCGCAGUGUGACGGGCAUGUUGACAGCCUUUCUCAGACGCGUGAUUGAUAUAUAGAGCAGUGGGUUAAUACGGACCUUGCGAAUGUGACAUUGAUUUGUGUUUUAUUUACGUGGCCGAAUAUAAGUUUGUAUUGAUGAACAUUGGACACAACCGACACAACCGAUGACACAGAGGGUCGACAGCAAGAACGACGCAUCGGUUAUCUGUUUUAAUUAUACAAGAGUUAUAUAUCGUGACGCAUGCAUGUGUCACAGUGACAUAAGUGUGUAUUUCAGUGACAGUUUGUUGUUAUCUGGGGUUUUUAAGUUUCAUAUUUUCAAGUUUUCACAGUAUAGGAAUUCGAUUGGACAGUGUUACCAUGAUGACAUAUAUUCACAGUUGAGAAAGCUGUGUCAUAUCGCGUUCAUUACCACUUAUGUGUUAAGGUAGAAUUUCUUUUUUUUAAUUAUGGUCUGUGUUCGCCUUGUAAAUUUAUCUCAAUUAUCCUCACAAGAAUCUAACGUCAAUAUUAACUUAGGGUUUACCAUACCGUCGACAAAUGUGUGUUCACAUGCAACUUUGAAACAUAGACGUUGGGGUGGGAAAUAAGCCUUCAUGUAAUUAUCUGGACAUGGCGGUCUGGUAAUCGAACGUAAUUGGGGUAGAACGAUGUGGUUUGGGGGAGGGAGGAGAUGGAGCGGGGAGGGGGUGUUUACUGGAUAUUACUUACAUGGGAGUCCUGUUAUGAAGGUUAAAUACUUAAUGAAUUGAUUUAGCGUGGGGUCUUAAUCAUAUAUUUUACUAAAUGUGAAAAUAUAUGUUAAUACAUUGUUGCGAUUUAUAGAGUCCAUCGUGCGUGUCACGUGUGUGAAAAUUGAUAUAUUUUGUGAAUAAACAUGUCAUCGUAAAUUUCAAUUUUGUUUUCCUCACAUGUUUCUAUGAGCGUUUCUACAGGCUGUGUACGUGCAUUCUAUUUAUAUCAAAUCCAUAGUAUUACACAAUUCAGACCUAACAAGUGUACCAUGUAAACAAAUAAAUAUUAGGGACAAAAUCAACGUGGCCUAUACAUGGAACUGACACACGAAAGUUGUGUGUGGUCUGAAUAUUACAUGAUCACUUAUCAAAAACCUUUGUGUUCUGUCCUUUAAUAAAAUGAAUGUUAUCAUCAUU
Haliotis rufescens (red abalone) is the source of this 3362-nucleotide messenger RNA. RefSeq names its product orexin receptor type 2-like. Bases 381 to 1808 code for a protein of 475 amino acids. Gene Ontology annotation, cellular component: membrane. Gene Ontology annotation, molecular function: neuropeptide receptor activity. The record is from RefSeq and is a predicted model, not a curated record. Lineage: Eukaryota; Metazoa; Mollusca; Gastropoda; Lepetellida; Haliotidae. The transcript has 2 exons. Gene Ontology annotation, biological process: neuropeptide signaling pathway.